This is a messenger RNA of Durusdinium trenchii, 921 nucleotides long. Lineage: Eukaryota; Dinophyceae; Suessiales; Symbiodiniaceae. The record is from the annotation of a GenBank genome assembly.
AUGGCCUUCCGCCUCGAAACGAUCCAGCGUCAGGUCCUGGGCGGUGCCAGCUCCAUUAGUGGAGGUUUGCGCAUGGUCGGCGUGUCAGAGGAUGGAGACUUCGAGAAGCGCGUGCAGGAGAUGAAGACCUGGAUGGGUAGUGAGCGCUUCAAGCACACGACCAGGCCCUAUAAGGUGGAGGAUGUGGUGAAGCUCCAAGGCACCUUUCCGUUGCACUUCGCCGGUGCGAAGGUCUCCGAGAAGCUCUACAAGAUGAUGAGGGAGCACCAGGCGAAGGGCACCUGCUCUCACACCUUUGGCGCCCUCGACACCGUGCAGGUCACUCAGAUGGCCAAGUACUUGACCUCCGUGUACGUGAGCGGCUGGCAGUGCUCCUCCACCGCUUCCACCUCCAACGAGCCCGGCCCUGACGUGGCCGACUACCCCUACGACACUGUGCCCAACAAGGUGGACCAGCUCUUCCGUGCUCAGCUCUUCCACGAUCGCAAGCAGUAUGAGGAGCGCCGCCGCAUGAGCCCUGCCGACCGCGCGGCGACGCCGGCGGUGGAUUACUUGAACCCCAUCAUCGCGGACGCCGACACCGGGCACGGCGGCAUCACCGCGACGAUGAAGCUGGCCAAGAUGUUCAUCGAGAACGGCGCGGCCGGAAUCCAUAUUGAGGACCAGAAGCCAGGCACCAAGAAGUGUGGACACAUGGGCGGCAAGGUCUUGGUGUCCACCCAGGAGCUGCUCUUGUCACAACGCGCGCAGGCGGACGUGCUGAACAGCCCGCUGGUGCUGGUGGCGCGCACAGACGGGGAGGCGGCCACCAUGAUCGACUCCAACAUCGACGCCAUUGACCAUCCUCACAUCAAAGGUGCCACUGUCCCUGGGCGAAAGGAGGCUGUUGGGUGUCGGCGCUGGGGAGCUGAUGAACGCUGA